AUGAGGAGUGAUUUAAAAUUGGGUGAUGUUGAGAAAGGCGAGAAGAUUGUUGUUCAUAAGUGUGCCCAGUGCAAGGGAGGCAAGCAUAAGACUGGAGCAAAUCUCAGCGGUCUGUUUGGGAGGAAGACGGGUCAGAUGGCUGGAUUCUCAUACGCAGAUGCUAACAAGAACAAAGGCAUUACCUGGGGAGGGGAUGCCCUGAUGGAGUGUUUGGAUAAUCUCAAAAAGUACAUUCCUGGAACAAAAAUGAUCUUCGCUGGAAUUAAGAAGAAGGGAGAGAGGGCAGACCUAAUACCUUAUCUUAAAAAGGCUAAUAAUGAGUAA
Chionomys nivalis (European snow vole) is the source of this 324-nucleotide messenger RNA. Its product is annotated as cytochrome c-like. The coding region runs from base 1 to 324 and encodes 107 amino acids. The record is from RefSeq and is a predicted model, not a curated record. Gene Ontology annotation, cellular component: mitochondrial intermembrane space. Gene Ontology annotation, biological process: mitochondrial electron transport, cytochrome c to oxygen; mitochondrial electron transport, ubiquinol to cytochrome c. NCBI's taxonomy places the organism in Eukaryota, Metazoa, Chordata, Mammalia, Rodentia, Cricetidae. The transcript is spliced from 2 exons. Gene Ontology annotation, molecular function: electron transfer activity; heme binding.